Striga hermonthica is the source of this 2298-nucleotide messenger RNA. The record is from the annotation of a GenBank genome assembly. NCBI's taxonomy places the organism in Eukaryota, Viridiplantae, Streptophyta, Magnoliopsida, Lamiales, Orobanchaceae.
AUGCUCGGCGGUUUAUCAUUUUCUGAAACCUUCGUAGAUUUUGUGACCAUUUCAAAUUACAGCUGCAAUUCUCCGUUCAAUCGCCGGUUUCCAGUACCGUGGAGGCCCAUUACCGUCGCCGACCCAAGGAGGAAAAAUCCGAACAGAAUUACGGCGAGAAGCUCUUCAAGCGAUGGGGGCGGAUCUUUUCUCGAUAAAGAUUUUGAAUUUAAGCCGUCGUUUGAUGAGUAUUUGAAGGCUAUGGAGUCUAUCAAGACGGACAGAGAUAGCAACAGUAGCUCUAAUGAUCAGAGUAGUAGUAAGAGUCCGAGGAAAAAGAAGGAUGCGAAGAAUUUUUCUCGAGAAGAAGGUAAGGUCAGUAGUGGUGAGGCGACUGUUGCUCGAGAGAAGCCGAGAAAGGAUGAAGCUAGCAAGAAAAGUGCGUUAGCUAAAGUGGGCUCCAGAAAUGUUGCUUUGCGCGUUGUGUCGGAAAAUGUCAGCAACAAGCAGGGUAGAAAUCUCAAGAAUUUUGCUGGAAAGAAGAGUGGUGGCACUGAGAGCGAGCUCUCGAAUUUCGAAAGAGAUGCAUUCAAGACAUUGAAGGAUGAUGAUGAUGAUGAUGCCAUGGAUGAGCCAAGAGCUGGACGGGUCGACAUGGAGGAGAGGAUUCAGAAGCUUGCCAAGUGUCUGAAUGGUGCAGACAUUGAUAUUCCCGCAUGGCAGUUCUCGAAAAUGAUGAUGAGUGCUCGAAUAAAAUUUUCGGAUCACUCUAUUUUGAGAGUUGUCCAGAUAUUGGGUAACUUGGGAAACUGGAAGCGGGUGCUCCAAGUCAUAGAGUGGAUUCGGGCUCGUGAGCGCUUCAAAUCUAACAGGAUAAGAUAUAUAUAUACAGCUGCACUGGAUGCUCUUGGAAAAGCAAGGAGACCAGUGGAGGCUCUUAAUCUCUUUUGCUCAAUGCAGGAGCAAAUGGCUUCGUAUCCCGAUAUUGUGGCCUAUCGUUGUAUUGCUGUCACUCUUGGACAAGCUGGUCACAUGAAGGAAUUGUUUGAUGUAAUUGAUACCAUGAGGUCUCCUCCCAAGAAGAAAUUUAAAUCAAACGUUAUCGAGAAGUGGGACCCACGAUUGGAGCCGGAUGCAGUUGUCUAUAAUGCUGUUCUUAAUGCGUGUGUUCGGCGUAAAAAAUGGGAAGGUGCUUUCUGGGUUUUGCAGCAGCUAAGCGAACAGGGUAAACAACCUUCAAGCACAACUUAUGGACUAGUUAUGGAGGUGAUGUUAGCAUGUGGCAAGUAUGACUUGGUUCAUGAUUUCUUCAAGAAGAUACAGAAAUCAUACAUACCAAAUGCAUUGAUAUAUAAAGUUGUCGUGAACACGUUUUGGCGGGAAGGAAAAAUUAACGAGGCAAUAAUGGCUGUUGAAGAAAUGGAGAGAAGAGGAAUAGUUGGUAAUGCCGGUCUAUAUUAUGACCUUGCCCGCUGCCUUUGUAGUGCAGGAAGAUGCCACGAGGCGUUAAGCCAGAUUGACAAGAUAUGCAAAGUUGCGAACAAACCCCUCGUCGUAACUUACACCGGCUUAAUCCAAGCGUGUUUAGAAGCCGGCGAAGUUAAAAACGGGGCAUAUAUCUUUGAUCACAUGCAGAAGUUCUGCUCGCCAAACUUAGUGACGUGCAAUAUAAUGCUAAAGGCUUUUCUUGAUCACAGAAUGUUUGAAGAAGCCAAACAGUUGUUCCUAAAGUUACUGGAAAACAGCAAAUUCAUCAGUCGCAAAGAAGAUUAUAAAGCUCGGGUUAUACCUGAUAUCUACACGUUCAACACGAUGUUAGAUGCGUGUGGUGAGGAGAAAAGGUGGGACGAUGUUGAGUUUGUUUAUACGCAAAUGCUGAAAUUCGGACAUCAUUUCAAUGCAAAACGCCAUCUUCAGUUGGUGUUGAAUGCUCGCCAUGCUGGAAAGGAAGCGCUGCUUGAGAUGACGUGGCAACACUUGGUCCAAACUGAACGGGCUCCACCUCCUCUCCUCGUCAGAGAAAUGUUUUGCUCGAAACUCGAGAAGGGCGACUCAGCAUCUGCCCUCUCCAUCACCAACUUUGCUUCGACCGAAUCACAAGUAUAUUCUAGAAAAACUUGGUCGAAAUUUCUUGCCGAAAAUGCCGACAGGCUUGAGGAGAGUACCCUUCGCGAGCUCGUGCAUAAAGGGCAACUUCGUUUGGCGGUAAGUGAAAAAAAAUCUGCACUUACGAAUCUAAUAGAUUCUUGUAAAGAAAUUUUAAGGAGCCGAAGAACGGUAACUGUUGUGCAAAAUCAAGAGCCUGUUGUUGUUUUCUGA